Messenger RNA from Exophiala viscosa, 1905 nucleotides. Its product is annotated as C6 zinc finger domain protein. Gene Ontology annotation, molecular function: zinc ion binding; DNA-binding transcription factor activity, RNA polymerase II-specific; DNA binding. The transcript has a single exon. The record is from RefSeq and is a predicted model, not a curated record. Lineage: Eukaryota; Fungi; Ascomycota; Eurotiomycetes; Chaetothyriales; Herpotrichiellaceae. Bases 110 to 1825 code for a protein of 571 amino acids. Gene Ontology annotation, biological process: DNA-templated transcription; response to xenobiotic stimulus; regulation of DNA-templated transcription.
CCAGCCUUCUUACACCUCAAACUCACAGCAGACUCCCUGGCCAUCUUCUCUCAUUGACAAACCUCACACAUGGCUCGACUUUUCCGCGAGAGACAACCAAACCUAGGUCAUGCGCCAACGAGCAAGAAGAGCCUGUGUACCAUGCCGCCGGAGGAAGAGAAAAUGCGAUGGUCAAGUACCAUGCCGGAAUUGCAGCGAUUACGAGUACCGCUGCGUAUAUGAGCCGACAGCUUCGCGCAAAUUUAGCUUGGAUGAAUCGCCCAUGCCGGCUUCCAAUGUUAUGCCCAGGCCAGUGGGAACAAACUCACAGGUCUCUCCGGCACAUACGAAUGUGGAAGAGAGAACCCACCGAUCUCCUCAAUCUCCAGCCCGAACUCGUGGAUUCCUCGACCUCCUCAAAUCUCGAUAUAUGAAUAAGGAGUCCUCCGUGUCCUUUCCUCGGUCUCUGGCGGUCGAGCUGCAAACCUCCGACCUUCCUCGUCUUCACGCUUUCGCUUACCACGCUGGUGUUCGAGGCGAGCCUACAUUCUCCUCUCAACAUCAUCUUACCGACCUGAUCACUCUGGUUCAGGUCAAAAGUCUUCUCGAUAUAUAUGAGUCAAUCAUUCACCCGAUCUUUGGCUUUCUAGAAGUUGAAACCCUUGGCCGUCAAUGCGAUGCGCAUUGGAACAAUAAUGCCCAAGGAGUAACUUUCGAGGUCAUAGCUUGUGGUUUCAUCACCCUGGCGUCGCUCUUUUCUAACUUUCUCACACCACAAGUUGAAGCUAUCAUCGUGGAGCACGCCAAAGGCCUUCUCGAAAGCCCGUACCCGGUCAGUACUCCAUCUGUACACUGGGUCAUGGCAUGGAUUCUACGAACCAUCUAUCUUCGAGCAACAAGCCGGCCUCACAUCGCCUGGAUGUCCUCCUGCACCACAAUGCACGUUGCCGAGGCCGUGGGACUACAUCGAAGCCCUGAUGAAGUAACGAUUUUAGCCAAUUCGAAUACGAAUCUCCUCGAACAGACCAUCGAAACUCGCGAGAGGACAUUCCAAGUCGCACGAAGUUUGAACCUGCUCAUCUCGUACGACUAUGGCAGAUCAUUCAUCAACCUUGGAGCGAGCAACCCGAGGCCCCUCACGUCCCGACAGAACGAUUUUACCAGCCAGAUAUGCGGCUUAGUAUGCGGCAUUGCAGCAGAUGAUGCCGCCUCUGACACAAUUUCUGAAAAUACAGAUUUAUUCUUACUGCUGGACAAAGUGUCCAGUGCACCAGCCGAACAUGAUUUCAUUGUCUUGACAAGGGCAGAACUGGCUUUCUGCAUAUACCGUCGGUUGCAUCACUUUGGGCACAUCUUGACUGAAGACAAGAUAGAUCAGAUAAUCGAAGUGGGUGUGCCCGCCCUGGAGGCCGCACGUCGCCUUGCAGCCGUGGGGCACCCCUGGUGGAAUGUUCUUGGGACAGUAUUCCACUUCAUCUGUGUUUUGCUCUCGAUCAACUCUAAUAGCAGUCUCGAAAGGGUGGCCGAGGCAGUGCGGACUCUAGAGGCCUUAGCACAGUACCUGGACACUCACAUGGCCAGGGAAGCUGUCCAAACAGCAAAGGACCUUGUCAAGGCUGCAUUGGACCAGAGGCGAAAAGCCACACAGAGUCUCGAAAAUGCCUUGACGGGCUCUGCGGCAUCGGGAACGUCUCCGAACGUGCAGAACUUCCAGGACUCUGAUUGGAAUUUGUUUCUGCAACCUUUUGACCAGAACUACUUUGAGAAUUUCGCCGACUUUCCGCAGCAGUACUUUGCAGAAAUGCCGCAGCAGAGUCUCCCUGACAUGGCUCAGAGUGGGAGUUGAGGGCGCGACACAUUGAGGCGCACUCUUUGUGCAUGUAGGUAGGUAGAUAUUUGAACCAACCAUAAUGUAUCCGGGUACUA